AUGACUGAUGAUGUUGAAGAAAAAAACAAAACAGAAGAAAAGAUUUUGAAUCCAUGGAAAGAAAGUGAUUAUUUAGAAAAAUGGAAUGCAAAUGCUUAUUUGACUUCGUUCUGUCAACAAAUUAAUGGCCAAUGGUUGCCUGUAAUGUAUCCUCUUGUAUCAAAUAUAAAUGAACUUUUACAGACUAAACUAAACAAAAAAGAACAAAUUGUAUUAGAAUUUGGUGGUGGUCCAUGUCUUUGGGGAUCUCUUCUUUUAGCUGAAUAUUUUGAUCAAAUAUGGUUUUGUGAUUUUGCUCCUUCAAAUUUAAAAUCUAUUCAAGAUUGGUUAGAUGAAAAACCCGAUGCCUUCAAUUGGAAACCUUUUUUUAAUUAUGUAUUAGAUAUUAAACAAGGUCAUCAUCACAAUGAAUUUGAAUAUGAAACCAAACUUCGUUCUGCACUUAGAAAUAGAAAAAUAUUUCGAUGUGAUGUUAAUAAAAUAAAUUCUUUGUUUAUCGAUUCUCCAAAUGAUCAACAAAAAUUUCAGAUGAUUUUCUCGAGUUUCUGUCUUGAAAGUGCUUGUUCAUCAUACAACAUAUUAAAGCAAACGAUUUUGCGUUUUAGUGAUCUUUUAGAGUCUGGUGGAAUGUUAUUAAUUUGUUCAUUUAAAAAUUCAACCUCGUAUACAUUUAAUGGUGAUACAUUUACUGAUUUACCGUUAAGUCCAGAUAUAAUUCGAAACGCCUUUCUUGAAACUGGUCAUCUAACUGAACCCACUUGCAUUUCUUUGGAUUCUCAACCUAAUCCGACAUAUGGUAUUACUAAUCAUGGAAUCAUGAUUAAUUAUGGAUUUAAAAUCUAA
Messenger RNA from Rotaria sp. Silwood2, 843 nucleotides. The record is from the annotation of a GenBank genome assembly. Lineage: Eukaryota; Metazoa; Rotifera; Eurotatoria; Philodinida; Philodinidae.